This is a messenger RNA of Vavraia culicis subsp. floridensis, 1138 nucleotides long. RefSeq lists its product as uncharacterized. Gene Ontology annotation, biological process: base-excision repair. Gene Ontology annotation, molecular function: double-stranded DNA 3'-5' DNA exonuclease activity; phosphoric diester hydrolase activity; DNA-(apurinic or apyrimidinic site) endonuclease activity. The transcript has a single exon. Gene Ontology annotation, cellular component: nucleus. NCBI's taxonomy places the organism in Eukaryota, Fungi, Microsporidia, Pleistophoridae. The coding region runs from base 1 to 1083 and encodes 360 amino acids. The record is from RefSeq and is a predicted model, not a curated record.
AUGCUAUUCAGACUGGUUUCAUUCAACGUAAACGGUCUACGCUCAUACGCAAAAUUCGUUUCAGAGAGAAAUACCAACAUAAACGAUUACAUUAGAGACAGGCUGAAGGCAACCGUUCUGUGCGUGCAGGAAUCCCGAGGGUCUAAAAGCAGCCUUAGCGAAUUCUACUCGUUAAAGGAUUACAUCGUUUUUGUAUCUGCAAAUGAGACGAAUCCCGGCAAAUAUGGAGUUGCAACAUUCAUCAAAAAGGACUUUUAUUGUUGUGGCAAGGAGGAGGUGAUGAACGAGUUUGGGGAGUAUAACGGUGAAGGACGUUUUUUGCUCACGCGGCACGGCACGUUCAACAUCCUUAACUGCUACUUUCCGUUUGUUGGAGAGUGCGAAUUUAGAUCAAACGACGAAAAAUCGAAGAAAAAAGUAAAUGGAGCCAUGCGUUUCUACUUUUAUGUGGAGAAUUACGUGAAGGACAGGCCCAAUACGAUCCUUUGCGGUGAUGUCAACGCGGUGUAUAGCAUGAAAGACACGUACAUUUACCAGCAGGAGUUCUCGAGGAUCCAAGGCAAGGUUUUAACGGUGGAUCACGGGAUAGAUAGCGCCGAUCAUCUUGAACACCCUGCUAGAGAAGACAGAAAUGAGCACGAGAAAACAGACAAUGAAAUAUUUGAUGGGGGCAGAUUCGUAAACCCGAUCGCUUCACAAACCGAACUUCCAUUCUUCUUCAAAAAUACAAAGUAUCUGAGCGAGUACUUUUUUGAACUGCCGAACAGAAAAUGGCUUUACAGAUUGAUCCAUGAGUGCCAAUUCAUGGAUACGUACAGGAUGUAUUCGCAAAGAGAAAAGGUUUAUUCCUGCUGGAAUAGUCUGCUUAGUUUACGAAAGGUUAAUCUAGGCACACGAAUCGAUCUCAUACUCGUCCACAAAGUGUAUGCAAAAAAUGUUAUGAAUGCUGACGUGAUGAUGAAUGAAUAUGGGAGUGAUCAUUGCCCUGUUAUUGCUGAUUUUGAUAUAGAAGUUGUUGCGAAUGGGAACAACGUAUUGAAGAGAAACAACAAUCUGCUUUCCUUCUUCAAACCUAAGUUAUAAGUUAUUAAAUACCAUAAAACGAUCUUUUCUUCAGCUACAGCCCGCUAUUCGUGCG